Molecule: messenger RNA, 750 nt
Organism: Myotis davidii
Lineage: Eukaryota; Metazoa; Chordata; Mammalia; Chiroptera; Vespertilionidae
Gene: NTS
Product: neurotensin
Exons: 4
Coding region: 167-679 (170 amino acids)
Cellular component (GO): extracellular region; axon terminus
Molecular function (GO): neuropeptide hormone activity
Source: RefSeq, a predicted model, not a curated record
AUGACAUCAUCCUCCUGCCUGCAUGUAUAUAUAUAGGGGAUGGUCCAAGCAACUCUCAUACUUCAGCCACUUUCAGAAUCAGCUGAAGGCAAGAGGAAGCACCACAGAGAGCCCCCCUGCAGCCUGUCUGACUUGAUGAACUUGGCUGCCUAGGAAUCUCAGGGAGAUGAUGGCAGGAAUGAAAAUCCAGCUGGUUUGCCUGAUCCUCCUGGCUUUCACCUCCUGGAGUCUGUGCUCAGAUUCAGAAGAGGAAAUGAAAGCAUUCGAAGCAGAUUUAUUGACCAAUGUGCACACAUCAAAGGUCAGUAAGGCAAGUGUUCCCUCUUGGAAAAUGACUCUGCUGAGUCUUUGCAGCCUUAUAAACAACCUGGACGGACAAGCUGAGGAAACAGGAGAGUUUCAUGAGGAGGAGCUUGUUACAAGAAGGAAAUUCCCCAUUGCCGUGGAUGACUUUAGCUUGGAAGCAAUGCUGACAAUAUACCAGAUCCGAAAUAUCUGUCACAGCAGGGCCUUUCAACACUGGGAGGCAAUUCAGGAAGAUGUUCUUGAUAACAGGAAUGACAAAAAUGAAAAGGAAGAAGUUAUAAAGAGAAAAAUUCCUUACAUCCUGAAACGGCAACUAUAUAAGAAUAAACCCAGAAGACCCUACAUACUCAAAAGAGAUUCUUACUACUACUGAGAAGUUAAAUAUUUUACUUCCAUGUGAACAUGACUCAUCCUUCUUUAAUUAAAUAUCAAAUUACAUCUGUG